Messenger RNA from Clarias gariepinus (North African catfish), 2921 nucleotides. It is a transcript of the gene zmat5, whose product is annotated as zinc finger, matrin-type 5. Gene Ontology annotation, molecular function: zinc ion binding. Bases 359 to 877 code for a protein of 172 amino acids. The transcript has 5 exons. NCBI's taxonomy places the organism in Eukaryota, Metazoa, Chordata, Actinopteri, Siluriformes, Clariidae. Gene Ontology annotation, cellular component: U12-type spliceosomal complex. The record is from RefSeq and is a predicted model, not a curated record.
UGUGGGUAAUUUUGCUUGUCUUCCGGUGAAGUGAUGAACCAUUGUUCACUUGUUGACUUAAAAUGGCUGAACACGCUGUGCUGCACCCUUAGCAGGGAAUUAUUAAGCGAAUCUAAACUACGCAGGGGUCUCCAGGUUUCGUCUAAUGUUAGCAAGCAGCAAGUUGCAAUGUUAGCAAGAUAAUGUGACGAAUGUGUGUCUUUUUCUUCCAACCACUAAGUACAAUGUGAAGUGAACCUCUUGAAGUGCGAGCAACUCGGGCUUGAGAAGACCACUCGGAGAAAACGAAUAAGCCUGUUAUCUGCUCUUUCCGACAUAUUACACGGGUAGUAGUGGUUUAAGCUCGAGUUUAAGAUAAAUGGGAAAGCGCUAUCACUGCGAUUAUUGUGAUCGCAGUUUUCAAGACACGCUGCACAACAGAAAGAAACAUCUGAAUGGCGUCCAGCACCACCGAGCCAGAAAAGCCUGGUUCGAUAACUUCCGAGAUGCAGCUGCGAUUCUUCAGGACGAGAGAGCAAAACAAACCUGCAGGAAGUUUCUACAGACAGGGCAGUGCGUAUUUGGUUCCAGCUGUAGGUACUCUCAUAUGUCUGAACAGGAUAUGAAGAAUUUGGAGCAACAUAUUCAUGAAAGACAACAGGAGAUGGACUUGGACCAAAGUGAAAUCUCCACUAAACCUUCACUAGAGGAGUGGCUGUCUAGGAGAGAGAAAAGGGCAGCUCCAUCAUCAGAAAGUGUUUUAAAACUGCAAGAGGAAGCAACAGCUAAAAAUAUAGAAGUUCCAGCGUUUCUGCUCUCCAUCCCAGAUCUCCCUCCAUCACUUCUGCCCCUGCAUCCUGAAGGAUGGAGACGCAAGGUCAAUCCUGACUGGAGUUAAAAUACAAAUGUGGGCAAAAGAGUCUGGACACCUCAUCAUUACCCCUUAGUGUCGCCCUGAACAUUCCAUUUCAGACUCGUAUAAAUACAGACUUGUUUCCUCUGUCACUGCUAUAAUAGUCUCCACUCUUAUGGAAAGGCUUUCCACUCAAUUUUGUAAUCUGGCUGUGGCGAUUUAUGCUCAUUCCGCUACAUAGGCCUUAAUAAAAGGAGGGCUCAAGAAGGCCUGGCUUUGCAGCAAUUCCAGUUCAUCCCAAAGAUGUUCUGUUGAAGUUGAGGCCAGGGUUCAGCCGCUUUCUAGACAUUUGUGUGAUUCCAACUUUGUGGUAGGCCCAAAAAUGGGUGUCGUUUGGGUGUCCACAAACAUUUGGACAUGAAAGAUUUGUGUUAACAUGAAUUUUAAGUCAUUUGAGAGAAUGUUUUUAAGCAGGAUUGUAAGUAAAAUAAUAUGAGCAGUCUAACUGCUUUUGAUUUCCAAGUGCUUAUCCCUUGCAUGUUCUGUGCAUUUAUUUCACCACAUGUGUCUAGCGAAUUACAAUCCGUCUUGCUCUAGAGGUCUCUCUUAAUAUGCACAAUAAUUUGUAGUCUAGCCUAUCUAGCAGUUGCUGGCUUAAUUGACUAUUGUUUCAAGUGUAUUUGUUCAAAGGCCAUUACCAUGCUCUGGGAGAGCAAUGGCCCCAGAGCCAAUCAAUUCUUUUGUAUUCCUUGUGUAUCUAAUGGUUCUGAUUAAAAAGCCAAUGUAGCAGAAUAUUAUUUAAUUUACAAUUAUUUUUAAGUGUUUGCUUGGUAAGUUAAGUCUCCUUGGCAAGCACAUUCUUUGUUUGCUCUGAUGCCCAUGUAAACAUGAGUAUGUACAUACAAACGCACACAAACACACACUGGCCAAAAAAAGAAACAUCGCCCUUUUAGAAGUGUAAAAUUUUCAUCUAAAGAAUAGAAAAAAAUAAGGAAAUUUUAAAAUGACUGAAACUGGGCUAAGAUUUGGUCACUUGGUUAAAUUGCAUGGUAAAAUAUUAACAAUAAAACCAUAGCUUUGUUUAAUAGUGAUAGUAUUUUUUUUAUAUGUACAUAAUGUGAUGAGAACCCGCAGGAUUGAGAGGUUCAGCAAUUUAACAUGCCCAAAAAACGAGCAGCUGACGAUCUGAAUAGAUAAAAUGACUAUUUUUUCAGUCAGUGGAUUUAAAAAAUAUACAUUCUUCCCUGAUGGCUUAGGCAUAUUCCAAAAUGACAAGGCCAUGAUUCAGGAUAUCGAAGAGUGGUUCAGGGAGCAGGAUUUUCACACAGAUUGGCCUAUAAAGAAUCCAGACUUAAACCCUACUGAGAAUCUUUGGAAGGUGCUAGAGAAGGCUUUCCACAGCCGUCUGACUCUCCCAUCAACAACACAACGUGAUCUUGGUGAGAAAUUAAUGUUGUGUCAUUGCAUAAGCCUAUCGAAACUAUGCCAUGAUCGCAAUCAAAGCAAAAAGCAGUCCAACUAAAUAUUUUUGAUAUUUUUUUUGCUGUAUGUGAAGGUGUGAGCAAAGUCAAGGCUUUCUGCUUUAAAGGUCUGAAGUCUGACAUUAACCGUUUAGGAAUUACAGCUGUUGUCAGAUACACAGCCAUUUUGGGGGCUUAUAAAUAAUAAACAGGGGAAACUGUCCUAUAACAAAUAAGGAACGCCUAUAAAGCAAGAUAUCAAGGAAUUCUAUCUAUCCUUCCAUCAAGCCAAAAAGUGAACACCAGUAGUUUUUGUCUUAAUUUACUUGCUUUUCCUGAGCCAAUUAAUUUUUGUUCGAAGAAAAGUUGCAGAUUACGCAAUGAGGUCAUUCCAACGCUAUAGUAUGGUAACAUAGACCAUAGCAAGCUUUCAUUUUCCUGCAAAAACAUUUACUUUUUUUUAGCUUUUUCAAAAAACAUAGUGUUUAUUUAUCAUUAUUUAUUAUGAUUGUUUAUUGUGCUCAUAAAUGGCUUUUGGCAGCUUUUUAUGUGGGUUGUUUUUGUAUGUUAAUGCAAGGGUUAAUCUUGUGAAUCAAUCAGCACAUAUUAAACUUUUCUGUCACAACUGA